Oncorhynchus masou masou (cherry salmon) is the source of this 1350-nucleotide messenger RNA. RefSeq lists its product as uncharacterized. The record is from RefSeq and is a predicted model, not a curated record. NCBI's taxonomy places the organism in Eukaryota, Metazoa, Chordata, Actinopteri, Salmoniformes, Salmonidae. The transcript has 6 exons. Bases 97 to 1017 code for a protein of 306 amino acids.
UUUAAGACAGAGUAAAGCACAACACCUUAAACAUACAGGUCCAGGGUGUCAUCGUAUCAGUCAUCAACGUAUAUCAAACAACUACAGCUACUAAACAUGCAACUUCUUUUUCUUCUGCUCUGUUUGUUUGUUAAACCAGCUUUUCUCCAGGAGAGCCAAUGGGCCAAAUUGAUCUUCCAGAUUGGAGCACCGGUCAUGCCUGCUGGUCAGACCGUCAAAAUGUUUUGUAUGGUAUCAUUUGUUGUGAACAAAUACACCUGGUACCGUCUGAACCAGACCACAUGCACAGCUAUGAAUAUUAACAGCAACUCUGUGACUCUAAUUGUCACCACUCAGGACUCUGGAGAAUACAAGUGUUCAGGUUAUUACAAUGGAACAAGGUACGACAGCAAUGCAGUAAACCUGACUGUGGUAGAGAGACUCUCCAAUGUGUGGGUGUCAUCCACACCCAAGGACUUGGUCACCAUGGAGGGGCAGAGUGUCACCCUGUACUGUCAGGCCACCUCCCACCCCCCCUCUGUCAUCUGGAGCUGGAGCAGGUUGGACGAGCAGGGUGGGUGGCAGAAGGUGGACAUGGGGCGAGAGCUGACCCUGAGCAUGGCAAGUGAGAGUGGGCAGUACUUUUGCCAGGCUUACAGCAACAUCUCUUCCCUGACGCAGCAGCAACAAAGCCCGUCCCACACAGUCUAUAUCGUCUACUUCCCCAUGACUGGCAGUGUGUAUGCAGGAGUGGCAGGGUUGGUGCUGGUUCUCCUUGCCGGGGUCUUACUGCCCUUGUUGCUGCUGUGGCUCUGGAGGCAUCGGGCCAAAGAGAAGGCCGGUCAAGAGACCUUGGCCACCAAUAGUGCACCGGCCAAAGGAUAUACUGGACCUGCAAAAGCACCAAAGGGGAGGAGUCAGGCCCAGGCUGGGAAUGAGGGAGAAGUCUACAUGAACUGUGGUGAAACCAACCAAGCCUACAGCGACCUGUACCCCACCUACAUGACAGGGGAUGAUACCUACGCCACCUUGGGAUGAUUCCUCUUAAAUCCUCCUUUGCUCAUUGUAAAACACUGUGGGGCAGUUUCCCAGACACAGAUUAAACAUAGUCCUGGACUAAAAAACUAUUUAGACAGAUACUCUAUUGACCAUGCUUUUUCAUCCAGGACUAGGUUUAAUCUGUGUCAGAGGAACUGUCCUUAAGAGGGUUAGAGUUUGUUAAAUAUUUAAAGAGAAGCUAGACUUGAUCUCUAAAAAGUAAAAAGGUUUGAAAAGUCUUAUUUUUCUCAUUUGUCUGCAUUCAUAGUGAUAUUUGUCAGAAUCUUUUAAUGGAAGCUUUGAAUAAAAAAACGAGUGUGAAACAAAAAAAAG